Messenger RNA from Pan troglodytes (chimpanzee), 5366 nucleotides. RefSeq names its product putative aldo-keto reductase family 1 member C8. Lineage: Eukaryota; Metazoa; Chordata; Mammalia; Primates; Hominidae. The transcript is spliced from 9 exons. The coding region runs from base 154 to 1134 and encodes 326 amino acids. Gene Ontology annotation, molecular function: oxidoreductase activity. The record is from RefSeq and is a predicted model, not a curated record.
GGCACUGGACUGAUUCCAGCUUCGUUUUGAAAUCAUUGGCAGCUGUCAUCUCCAUCCCGCCCAUCCUGCAUUUGGUGCAAAUAAAGAACGCAGGAGCCUUGUCUCCUGCUGGGCUGUCAGUGAGGAAAAGGAGGAAAGACAGGUUAGCUGGGGAUGAUGACGGAUCUGAAGCAAAGCCAUUCAGUGAGGCUGAAUGAUGGACACUUCAUGCCAGUGCUGGGAUUUGGCACUUACGCUCCUGAUCACACUCCCAAAAGCCAGGCUGCCGAGGCCACCAAAGUGGCUAUUGAUGUAGGCUUCCACCAUAUUGAUUCAGCAUACUUAUACCAAAAUGAGGAGAAGGUUGGACAGGCCAUUUGGGAGAAGAUUGCUGAUGGUGCUGUCCAGAGAGAGGAAAUAUUCUACACCACCAAGCUUUGGGCUACUUUCUUUCGGCCAGAAUUGGUUCGCGUGGCCCUAGAAAGGUCACUGAAGAAACUUGGACUGGACUAUGUAGAUCUCUUCAUUAUUCAUGUACCAUUUGCUAUGAAGCCUGGGGAAGAAUUACUGCCAAAGGAUGCCAGUGGGGAGAUUAUUUUAGAAACUGUGGACUUUUGUGACACUUGGGAGGCCCUGGAGAAGUGCAAAGAAGCAGGUUUAACCAAGUCCAUCGGGGUGUCCAAUUUCAAUCACAAGCUGCUGGAACGCAUCCUCAACAAGCCAGGGCUCAAGUACAAGCCCACCUGCAACCAGGUAGAAUGUCACCCUUACCUCAACCAGAGCAAACUCCUGGAGUUCUGCAAGUCCAAGGACAUUGUUCUAGUUGCCUACAGUGCCCUGGGAUCCCAAAGAGACCCACAGUGGGUGGAUUCCGACUGCCCACAUCUCUUGGAGGAGCCAAUCUUAAAAUCCAUUGCCAAGAAACACAGUCGAAGCCCAGGCCAGGUCGCCCUGCGCUACCAGCUGCAGCGGGGAGUGGUGGUGCUGGCCAAGAGCUUCUCUCAGGAGAGAAUCAAAGAGAACUUCAAGAUUUUUGACUUUGAGUUGACUCCAGAGGACAUGAAAGCCAUUGAUGGCCUCAACAGAAAUCUCCGAUAUGAUAAGUUACAAUUUGCUGCUAAUCACCCUUAUUUUCCAUUUUCUGAAGAAUAUUGACCAUGAGCUAUUGAACAUUACCACCACAAUUUCCUCCUUUUAGGUGACAUAGAGAGGAUUUCAGUAUUUGAUAGAGGAGUAGGAAGUAGGAUCUGUAGUUGCAGGUUGCUUGCCUUUCCUUUCUUUAUUUUAUGAAAUGAAGACUUUAACAAGAAGAUGUUUGUUUUUCCUGAUCAUUAAAGUAAUACCCAUAAAUUUUAGAAAAAUAAAAAAUACAAAAAAAGACCUGUAAUUCUUUCCUUACAGAAUACUUAUCAUUUGAUGCAUUUUCCUUCAUGAUUUUUCUAAACAACAUGUCUGAUAUGGUUUGGAUCUGUGUCCCCACACAAAUAUCAUGUCAAUGAUAAUCCCCAGUAUUGGAGGAGGGAUCUGGUGGGAGGUUAUUGGAUCAUAGGGGCGGUCUUUACCCUUGCUGUUCUGGUGAUAGUGAGUUCUCAUGAAAUCUGGUUGUUUAAAAAUGUGUAGCAUCUCCCCUUCACUCUCUUCCUGCUGCUCUGGCCACAUGAAGACCCGUCUCCUCCCCCUUGCCUUCCACCAUGACUGUAAGUUUCCUGACGCUUACCCAGCCAGGCAUCCUACACAGCCUGCAGAACUGUGAGCCAAUUAAACUUUUAUAAAAGUUACCCAGUCUUAGGUAUUCCUUUAUAGCAGUGUGACAACGGACUAACCCAAUGUUCACUUAUUUACAUAUGUGUUUUUAUAAACUUGAAAUAAUCAAUGUUCAGAUUCUAUACUUUUUAAAUAACUACCAUAUUUUUCCAAGCAAGCAACUAUUAUUCAAAAAUUACAGAAUUAUAUUUUACUUGUUGUAAAGCAGUGUAUCUUUCAAUGUAUUUUGUUUCUUAAUCAUCUACCCACAUUUUGUCAUUUUUAUUAUUUUUGUUUAUUGUUCCAUUCAUUCAUUUAUUAAUCAAGCAAAACUUUAUUGAGUAUCCAUUGUAUGCCACACGUUGUUUUAGCAGUAAAUUAAAUAGGCAAAAAUUAAACAAAAUAAAAAUUUUAAAAUCCCUGAGUUUGUAGUCUAGUGGAGAAUGUCAACUAUGAAUGCAAGAAACAUAUAAGUACGUAGUUGUUAGAAAUUGCUAAGUGCUUGUAGGGAGAUCCUUCUGCAAGAUCUCUAACAUUGCUGCAUAUUUGAUAAGGCCACUGAUUGCCCUCCAUUCCAAACUUUUUUUUCAAGAAAUUUGUACAUUGAACAGCUUUGUCAUAUAAAGGUGGUAGCUCCCUCCAAGAAAAUGAAGACAUGUUUACUGUCCAGUAAUACAAAGAAAAGGAAAUAUCUCCCCGCAUUAAAAUCACAGCUUUAGGGGCUAAGAGAAAAUUUUCCCUUUGCACUCUGAAGGGCCAAUGAAAAUCACCUGAUGAAAGGCAGACUCAUUAUGAAAAGGCAUACAAUUUAAUUAAUGUUGGGACUCAUAAAACAAUACCCUCAAAUGAAGGCCCCAGAAGCAAAAGGUUUUCUCUGACCUUCUCCUAAUCUUCUGUCUCUCAGUCCCAUUCUUCUCCAAGGCUAGCCACAGAAACUAGAAUCCCUCUUCCCCACAGCAUUUCCAUGGAGAAAAAUGUUAAUGUCUGAAGUAGUCCACAGAUGAGGUUUUCUAGAGUCCUUGAAGUAUUUUUAAAUUGCAAUGGCAAUCUGACAAUUUUUCUGAGUUGUAGUUUGAUCCUGGUGUUCCAGUAAAUUUUCUGAGCAGUUUAUACAUCAACAGUCACAAAGCCACUUAUACAAGUUGCUGUGAUGAUUUACUCUGAGCCACAUAGAUCAGUUUGCUUAAAAAAUUGUGUCCAUUUUUGGCGGUAACAGCAAAUAUGGGCUAGAGCUCUAUGUAUGAUUCAAGCAAACAGUGGCAUUCCCAAAUGGGAACUGGAAAGACAAAAAUUAUGUUUCAAAAAACUAUAGCACACCUGUUGUUAGUUGUUCUUGAGUUUUUAUUAUUUUCUGUAAUUUGCACUAAGUCCCAAAUUCUUUGUGGGCUGCAAGUCCCCAAACUAGUGCUUUCAAAUUUUUACUUUUAAAACUGGAAAUUGCACUCUUUAUCCUAGAACUCAUUAUUUACCUGAUAGUAUGCUGUUUGUUUAAAUGCUAUACUAAAAUUAUAGAUGACAAUAAUAAUGCCUUUGUCAUGCAAACCUUAGAAUCCCAGCCCAGCCUGCAUGAGUACAGACCUCUCCUUGAGGUCAACUCUAUUCCUACUAUGACUCCUGUCAGCAGGAAGAAGCCAGAGUGGUCAUUGGCCUUUUCCCAUUUUUAUAGCCCACACCUUAAGAAUAAGGUGUUAUAAAACUCAAAGGGGCUGGGUGCAGUGGCUCAUGCCUUUAAUCCCAGCACUUUGGGAGGCCGAGGCAGGCGGAUCACCUGAGGUCAGGAGUUUAAGACCAGCCUGGCCAACAUGGUGAAAUCCCAUCUCUACUAAAAAUACAAAAAUUAGCUGGGCAUGGUGGUGUGUGCCUGUAAUCCCAGCUACUCAGGAGGCUGAGGUAGGAGAAUCACUUGAACCCGGGAGGCAGAGGUUGCAGUAAGCUGAGAUUGUGCCACUGUAUGCCAGCCUGGGUGACAGAACAAGACUGUGUCUCAAAAAAAAAAAAAAAAAAACCCAAAGGGAAGAAUUGAAACCACUAGUACAAAAUUAUAAAUUAGAAAAUUAUUGCAGUGAAAGAGAAGGAAACAAACUGACUCCAUCCUGCUUCUAACCUCCAAGCUCUUCUUGUUCACUCAUGGGCAUAGGCUGAACUAACUUUUUGGGGAACUUAGUUUGUAGUUUGAAACAAAGAUGAUAACAGCCCUUUCCCAAAACAAACCCUUUCCUGCCUGGGGACUAGACUGCUUUUGUAGAACUAAUAUAUUAGCCACAAGAUUAGAAAUUAUGGUUUACGAGUCAUGCGGCUGGAGGCUGUAAGAUUCUGAACUUCCAUAAAUUGCUCCUGGAUAACAUCACUAUUGUAAAGCCUAAGAUCAGUGCUUGAGAUAUUUUGCAGACCCUGAACUUGAUAGAUCAGCUGGUGCCACCCAGAUUAAUAAAUUGGCUCAUUUGGUCUUGUGGCCCCCACCCAUGAACUGACUCAGUGCAAGAGGACAGCUUCAGCUCCCUAUGAUUUAAUCUCCAACCCAACCAAUCAACACUCCUGACUCACUGGUCCCCUACCCACCAAGUUAUUCUUAAAAAUUCCAACCCCUGAGUCUUCAGGGAGACUGAUUGGAGUAGUAAUAAAACUCUGUUCUUCUAUAUACCUGGAACAGUGUGAAUUAAUCUCUUUCUCUAUUGCAAUUCCCCUGUCUUGAUAGAUCAGCUCAUCUAGGCAGUGGCAAGGAGAACCCACCGGGCAGUCACAAUGUUGUCCUGAUUAGGUCUUAUUUCUUGGGAAACUGAGUCUCCUUUCUAUGAGAAGUAGAGGUUUUUUUUUUUUUUAAUCUUUGCAUUAUUAUGUGGCUAAAUGAAUGACUUAUUUUACAGUGACCUGUGACUUUAUUUUGUGGUAUAAAAUGUCUUAAGGCUUUGCUAUUUGACAAACUUUCCAAAAGUCAAAAGUUCAAGUUACACAUUUAGUCUUUUUUACCUCAUUAACUUUCACAAAUAUUAGGGCUCCUAAAGUCCAAAACUUACAUAUUUGAGAUGUUAAAAUUAUACAGGAAGGAUUGUCAAAUAUGAAAUAGUGUUUAACUUUCUUUGAGUGUGAUUUAUAUAAGGGUGUUAUUAAUAUCUGUUCUUCAAUUAUAUGAGAUUUCUGUAACUCUGAUAUAUCUUAGUAUAUAUUCUUAAUUAUUAUAAUUUUUAUGUUAAAUUGGUGUAUGGCAUAAAAUAGUCCUUUGUCAAUUGUGUCUUUGAUCAUGGCUAUCCUAAGAAUUUUGUCAUCCAAAGACAAUUGUUGUCUUAAUUUGAUCCUUCUCAAAAAGCAACUUAUAAUCACCUCUUGUCCAAGACUUGCUUCUUUAAAUACGCUUGCAGAAAGGAGUCCAAUGGGUACAUUUAAAUGCAUUUUUGUAGUAACCAUGGAAAUUGUGCCAUUGGACUAAAGAAAACAUCCUGGAAUCCCCUCAGUGAAGAGCUAAUAUGUUCAUAAAAUUAUUAGCUCCAAUAUCAAACAACAUGAGUUCAUUGCAUGGGACCAAACUAAUAGAAGACUAAAACAAUUUUAUGACAUUUUGUUUAAAUUACUGCUGAUUCUUUCUGUUUUGUUUUUCAAAGUCCAGAAGACUUUAUUCUUUUGAGCUGUUUUUAUAGCUUUCAGUGACU